AUGCGGCACUUUGCGGGAUUAAAUGCAGAAACGUUAACGGAAUCGAAUGUUGCAUCUUUUGUACAAUGCAUCUUAGAACUGAUAACAAAUUCUGUGAUUGCACAUGCCACAGCAAUCGCAAUAAGAAUUCAUGCGGGGAAACGCGAAGUUCAAGUUAUCGAUAAUGGCGUUGGAAUGUCAAAAGAUUUAUUGCAACAUGUUGCAGAAUAUAAUGACGCAAAAACUGUACACGAUCAGCAACGAAUAUACGAAUUAAUUGAAUCGAACGAUCAAGAAACUACAAUUUGUGCUGCUACUCUUUCUGAUUUAUAUGAAACACAGCCAUUGAAACAAAUAUAUUUGAAGGCAGAAGGAUCUAUUUUCAACAAUAAUAUCAAUGAAUAUAAUAAAAAUGUUAUAUCUUUGAAAGAAAAAAAAGUUGUUACGAUUGGUCUUAAAAGAAAGAGGAUUACAUCAACAAUUGUAACCAACAAACGACAUAAUAAAGAAAGUAAUAAUAUGAAAAUCAUUAAUUGUGCAGAAGAAGAAAACAACGUAUUAAAUAACCAAAUAGAUAUUGCUUCUACAAAACAUACGAAUUUAUGCAAGAAUAAAAUUACAAAGAAGAUGCACAAUGACAUUGAUAGAACGUCAGCAAUUUUCACUAAUCUUGUAGCAACCAAUGAUUUUGUCGAAUCUCGUAAAACUUGCAAUUAUCAUAAUGAUAAUGACAAUGAUUUUGGAAACAUGAUUUCUCCUCUUUCCGAAUGGUCCAAUUGGAGUUAUUAUACAAAUAAUAGAGAACGCAAUUCUGCGAAAAAUGUAUCCGAUAAAUUUUCCAAAAAGGAUAUACGUUUUCAACGGCUUUUUAACUACACGGAUCAAUUUGAUUUUUUGCCACGAAAAUUGCACGGUCUUUUACGCCACCGUCAUGUUAAAUUAACAAACAUGAAAUGCAUUAACAGUCCUAAUAAUACGAUUUCGCCUGCAGAAAACUGGCAACACAAACAAAUAGCGGUGCAUCCUUGUAAUUUGAAGCGAAAACUAUGUGAAUUUAAAUUGUCACGUGUCUCAUUGAAACACAUAAAAAUCAUUAAUCAAGUUAAUGACGAAUUUAUUGCUGCGUGGAUGAUGUACGACGAAAUGAAAAUUCUAUUAAUGAUAGAUCAACAUGCCGUCCACGAGAGAAUACGUUACGAAAAUUUACUUCUUAGAUACAAAGGACAGAACGAAGGCGAAUUCAUCAACUUGCGCAAUCCUUUGACCAUACAAAUUUCUACAAAGACACGCGAUUCACUCCUACGCCGUAAAAUAUUACUGAAAAAGUACGGAAUAAAUUUAGGAUCGUUAAAGGAAAAUACAAAGUUGCUAAUACGCACGAUACCGCAAUGCUUGGUUACGAAUAAUAAUGAUCGUUGCAAUGGCGAAAAAAUAUUGCCCAAGAUUUAUGGUUUAUUGAAUGACAUACUCAAAAACUGUAGUACAACAAGUCGUGCGAACACAUUACCACUAACUAUCCAUAAUGCUAUAGCAUCGGAAGCUUGUCACGGUACCUAUCAGGCAGAUAAUUUUACAAAACGUGCAUGAUUUAUUGUUAAUUGUUAUUAUUAAUAUUGUUAUAUUUUGAAACAUCAUAGAUCUAUUUGCAACUAUUUUAUAGACUCUGUCAUUAUUCUUUCGAAAUUUCUUCAGGUGCCAUCAAAUUUGGCGAUAAACUAACUCUGGAACAGUGUACAUAUCUUAUGAAAUUGCUGAAAUGUACAAAAUUUCCGAAUCGAUGCGCACAUGGACGACCAACUAUAAUACCUGUGAUGGAACUUUCGGAAUUAGAAAAAAGGAGCGCCAGGAUAUCUGAGGUACGUAUAGUAUAUGAUGAUUGCACUUUUUUCCAAUCUUUAUUACAAAGAUAAAUUUAUAUGUGAUUCGAGAUCACAUCACAUUUCUUUUCUAAUAAUUUUAAUUCGUGUAUAUAUUACAUAGAUAAAAACAUGAAAUACUUCUUAUAUAGUAUUAUAACGGAUAUAUAUAUGUAUGUGUGUAAUUCAAACUAAAAGCGGUAUAUAUCUACGAUAUAAAUAUUUCAAUCUACAAAUUUUUUCGAUAUGAGAGUCAUCCGAGCGCUUCUCCUGCGUGCCUACUUAAAUU
This is a messenger RNA of Formica exsecta, 2124 nucleotides long. Its product is annotated as DNA mismatch repair protein MutL-like. Bases 1 to 1566 code for a protein of 521 amino acids. The transcript has 6 exons. The record is from RefSeq and is a predicted model, not a curated record. Gene Ontology annotation, molecular function: ATP hydrolysis activity; ATP-dependent DNA damage sensor activity; ATP binding. Gene Ontology annotation, cellular component: mismatch repair complex. NCBI's taxonomy places the organism in Eukaryota, Metazoa, Arthropoda, Insecta, Hymenoptera, Formicidae. Gene Ontology annotation, biological process: mismatch repair.